Porites evermanni is the source of this 353-nucleotide messenger RNA. The record is from the annotation of a GenBank genome assembly. Lineage: Eukaryota; Metazoa; Cnidaria; Anthozoa; Scleractinia; Poritidae.
AUGACAUCAGGGCCGGAAAUGGCAAGACUUGUGAGCGAGUUUGAAGCUUCUAUGACAACAGAAGCCGAAGUUCAAGGAGCGGAUCCGGCCAUGAAGUACAAAGAAGCUUUCAAGUGUCAUUUUUCAAAGACGUGAAAUCGCUUGUCACAACGAUGAAAGAUUUUGGUUACCCUUUCCUGGAAGAAAGUAACGACCUUAUCGUUCUGGACACUAAGGAAAUUGCUGAGCCAGCUGCAGUUACAAUUCUACCUCAGAUAGAGGCCGUUGGUAAGGAGCAGUGUAACCAAUUCAUAACUGAACGUCUUUUAAAUCGAACAAAGUCACUGUAUGAUCCUAUCAAGAGAAACAAAGUC